Messenger RNA from Hibiscus syriacus, 2312 nucleotides. Its product is annotated as pentatricopeptide repeat-containing protein At3g50420-like. Lineage: Eukaryota; Viridiplantae; Streptophyta; Magnoliopsida; Malvales; Malvaceae. Gene Ontology annotation, molecular function: RNA binding; protein binding. The record is from RefSeq and is a predicted model, not a curated record. Gene Ontology annotation, biological process: RNA modification.
GAGAGAGGAUUGAUGACCAAUCCACCGCAAAGAUCUGUUUUUGGCGAUUCAAAAUGUUGCAGUAACUAAGGGAACUCCACUUUCUUUCAAAGCGCAUCAAUUUUGUGUUACGAUCACAUCCCCUGCUCUCCUCGGCCGCGUAAAUGCCACCGUCAUAUGAAACCUCCUACCUAGCCUCCCUCGUACAGAAAUGCAGCUCCAUAACGACCCUAAAAAAAGCGCGUCAGCUCCACGCUUUCCUACUGACCAUCUCCACUACGCCCCUCAAUUCCCUUUCCCCGUACGUUCACAACAACCUUGUUUCUAUGUAUUCUCGAUGCAACUCCCUCUCGGAUGCCAAGAAAGUGUUCGACAAAACUCCCAAUAGAAAUGUAGUUUCAUACAAUGCGCUCAUCACAGCGUAUUCUCGAGCACCAAACCAUGCUAACUUAGCCUUUAGAUUGGUUCCCCAGAUGGGUUUUGAGUGUUUAAGGCCUAAUGGUGCCACUUUCACGAGCUUAUUACAAGCUGCUUUGUUGGUUGAGGAUAGAUUGAUUGGUUCGUCAAUACAUGCUCUUGUUGUAAAGUUUGGUUUUUUAGGUGACGUUUGUGUUCAAACUGCCUUACUUGGGGUGUACUCGAAUUGUGGGGAUUUGGAGUCUGCUAAUGCAAUUUUUGCUUGUAUAGACGGUAGGGAUGUUGUUGCUUGGAAUUCUACAAUAUUUGGAAACUUGAGGAAUGGUAAGAUAAAUGAAGGGCUGGCUUUCUUUUUUGAAAUGAUUAAGUCUGGGGUUUACCCAACUCCAUUUACAUAUUCCAUGGUGUUAAAUGCUUGUGGUAAGGUUGGGAAUUAUAACUGGGGGAAAGCUAUCCAUGCCCAAAUCGUUGUUUCGAAUAUUGUAGUUGAUUUACCUUUGCAAAAUGCCUUGCUUGACAUGUACUGCAAUUGUGGUGACAUUGAAACUGGGCUGAGUUUUAGUAAGAUUGAAAACUUUGAUUUGGUUUCUUGGAAUUCAAUGCUUGCGGGAUUGGCAGAGCAUGGAGAUGGCAUAAGAGCCAUGGAGCUAUUUGUUGAGUUGAAGGGGAUGCCUUUUCUUAAGCCUGAUGAAUACACUUUUGCUUCUGUCAUUUCUGCAACUAGUGCACUCCUAGCAUCCGAUUAUGGGAAGCCCUUGCAUGGUCAAAUCACAAAAUCAGGAAUGGGAAAUAGUGUUUUCUUAGGAACCACUCUAGUGUCCAUGUAUUUCAAAAAUGGUGACAGUGAAUCUGCUGAGGCAGUUUUUAGUAUGAUCUUGAAGAAAGAUGUGGUUCUUUGGACUGAAAUGAUUAUGGGUUACUCUAGAAUGGCUGAUGGGGAGAGUGCAAUUAGAUUGUUGGUUCAAAUGUGUCAAAUGGGGUUUAAGAUUGAUAGCUUUGUUCUCAGUGGUGCAUUAAGUGCUUGUGCUGACCUUGCAAUGCUGAAACAAGGUGAGAUGAUUCAUUCUCAGGCUAUGAAAUCUGGAUAUGAAGUUGAAAUGUCUGUUUGUGGUAGUCUGAUUGAUAUGUAUGCCAAAAAUGGAAACCUUCAAGCAGCUAAAUCCAUAUUUUCCUACGUUUCUUACCCAGAUUUGAAGUGUUGGAAUGCAAUGCUUGGGGCAUAUAGCCUCCAUGGAAUGGCAAAAGAUGCAUUGAAGCUAUUUGACGAGAUCCUAAAACAAGAACUAAAGCCAGAUCAAGUAACAUUUUUGUCUCUCCUAUCUGCUUGUAAUCACAGUGGCUUGGUUGAGAGAGGAAAGUUCAUUUGGGCUUGUAUGACGGAAAAUGGUUGCACCGCAGGACCCAAGCACUUUUCCUGCAUGGUGAGUUUGCUUUGUCGAGCUGGGUUGUUAGACGAAGCAGAGGAGAUGAUCAUCAAAUCACCAUACAGUGAAGAACGUUUGGAACUCUGGAGAACUUUGCUAAGCUCUUGUGUCACUUUCAGAAGGUUGGAGAAAGGAGUUUAUGCAGCGGGUCAAAUUCUCAUGGUUGAUUCAAGUGAUAGUGGAACCCACAUCUUGCUUUCCAAUCUUUAUGCUGCAACAGAGAGAUGGCGAGAUGUAGCAGAAAUGAGGAGAAAGAUCAGAGACUUGACGUUGGAAAAGGAUCCUGGCCUAAGUUGGAUUGAAGAUAAAAACAAUAUUCAUGUAUUCGCGUCGGGAGAUCAAUUGCACCCGCAGGUUUACGAUGCAGAAACUGAACUGCAUAGGUUACGAGGGAACAUGACAAGAUCAGUAACAAACGACUUUCAUCCAAGUUUUUAGUUUAACAUCAGAAACUCAACUAAAUGUGAUUUACCCCAGGUAAUUAUAUAUUCA